Molecule: messenger RNA, 3304 nt
Organism: Varanus komodoensis (Komodo dragon)
Lineage: Eukaryota; Metazoa; Chordata; Lepidosauria; Squamata; Varanidae
Biological process (GO): virion assembly
Molecular function (GO): zinc ion binding; nucleic acid binding; RNA-DNA hybrid ribonuclease activity
Source: RefSeq, a predicted model, not a curated record
AAUAUCUGCAGAUCUGGUAUUGGAAAGAAACGCCUGCUGGACGCAGCGCAAAGGCUACUUUCUGGUCGGAGGCGAGACGUCGUUUCUGGCCUCAGUUCCUGUUUAGGUUGUGCAUCUGUUUAGAUCGUCCGUCUUGUCUGUCUUGUUGCUGUCUAUUGUCUGUAUUGUCUGUCUUGUUGAUGUUUUGUCGUCUGUUCUAUUUGUCUGUCACUUGAGUGAUCUUUUUCCUCAGGACGGGAAAAUGGGGCAGGGUCAGUCCGUCCCGACCACCCCCCUGCAAUGUCUUCUGAAUAACUUUUCUGAUUUCUUUAAAAGGGCUUCAGGAUUCGGGGUCCCCGUCAAGCCAGGAACCCUCCGGACCCUUUGUGAAUUAGAGUGGACCACUUUUGACGUAGGAUGGCCCGCAGUAGGCUCUUUUGAUUUGAUCUUGAUUAGGAACGUCGAGGCUGUGAUCCUUGGGAGUCCUGGACACCCAGAUCAGAUUCCAUAUAUAGAAACAUGGCUGGACAUCGCCAAGGUGAAGCCCGGUUACAUUAAACGAUGUCAACGGAAACUCCCAGGAUCCACAUGCCCUUCUCUCCUUACGGUGAAAAAGGGAGGAGAACCCUGCGUCAGGUUGCCCCUUACCCCAUCCACGAAACCCCGCAUCCUCAUGGAUGAUCAGGCGGGGCCAGAAGAUACCCUGGACACUUGGACACAACCACUGCCCUAUGCCCCGAGUUCCCAGGCUUCCGGGAGCCCGCCCCACACUACCCCCAGCCCGGCCCGAAUGCGGAGUGGACUUCCGUAUGGCCUCUGCCCAUCUGUCCCUCCGAAGUCUACUCUGCCCUUGCCAUCCUCUGGCCACGGGGACAGACGGGUGUCGUCGGCCUCCCCCAAUACCGGCCCUGAGCCCGCCACUCUAUUGCCCCUCUGGGAGCUUGCCCCUGCGCAGGGGACGGGCCGCCCGUUCAUGGUUUAUGUCCCUUUCUCCACAAGUGACCUGUAUAACUGGAAGCUACAGAAUCCUCUUUUCUCUGAAAAACCUCAAGGUUUAAUCUCGUUGUUAGAGAUGAUUUUUCACACACACCGCCCUACUUGGGACGACUGCCAGCAGCUCUUGCAGGUUCUUUUUACUUCCGAGGAGCGCGAUCGGAUUCACCUCGAGGCUCGGAAGCAGAUUUUUGGCGCAGGUGGUCAACCCACCACUGACCCGGUUAUUCUGGAAACGAGCCUCCCAGCCCAACAACCCAACUGGGAUCCGAAUACGGUUGCUGGGGAGGGAGCUCUGACCCGGUACCGCCAACUUCUCCUCCAGGGCCUCCGCGGCGCAGCGCGGAAACCGACCAAUUUGUCUAAAGUAAGUGAGAUAGUUCAGAGCCCCCGGGAAUCCCCUGCAGCUUUCUUGGAACGCCUACUUGAGGCAUAUAGGCAAUACACACCUAUAGACCCACGAGCGCCAGAAAACGCGCGGACAAUUAACAUAGCCUUUGUUACACAAUCGGCACCAGACAUUAGGAAAAAGAUUCAAAAGCUAGACGGGUUCGAAGGGAAAAACCUCAGUGAACUAGUUGAGAUAGCUCAGAAGGUUUUUAAUAAUCGUGAGGAUCCAGAAGUUGCAGGCACGAAGAAAUUAACCAAAGUCGUUUUGGCGACCAUGCAGGAAACUAGCAAUAAGAAUCGGGGGGCUCCCCGGAAGGGGGGUCGCCCCCGCCUAGAAAAAGAUCAAUGCGCCUACUGCAAGGAGAGGGGCCACUGGAAAAACGAGUGUCCCCGCAAGAAGAAAAUGAACCAAAAAGAAAAGAACGAGUAUCUCUUCUUCGAAAGUCAGGCGAUAGAAAGCCCCUCUGAGGCUUUAAAAGAACUCCAAAAAGAAGUUCCAGGAGUAUGGGCCGAAAACCCUCCUGGUCUGGCGGCUCAUCAGCCACCCGUCGUGGUACAGCCUCUCUUUGCUUUUGAGUGGACGGAUCUGGACCAGGGGUUCUCGGGUCAACUUACGUGGACCAGGCUGCCGCAGGGGUUUAAGAACUCCCCUACCCUCUUUGAUGAAGCUCUAAGUAGAGACCUUUCCCCUUUUCGGGAAAACCAUCCCGAGGUUACCCUUUUGCAAUAUGUGGAUGACUUGCUCUUGGCGGCGGAGUCCGCGCCUGCGUGCCUGCAGGCGACUAGAGACCUCCUGGCCGCCCUGGGCUCCAUGGGAUAUCGGGUUUCAAUAAAGAAGGCACAGAUCUGCAGUCAGAGGGUGACUUAUUUGGGAUACGAUCUUAGUGGGGGAAAGCGGACACUGUCAGCCAGCCGAGUCCGAGCAAUCCAGAAUAUUCCCACACCCACGACUAAACGACAAGUCAGAGAAUUCCUGGGCAUGGUAGGGUACUGCCGCCUGUUGAUCCCCGGCUUUGCUGAGAUAGCGAAACCCCUCUACACCAGCACGGGAGGAAAGGGUGACUCCCUAAUGUGGACUGAGGUUGAGCAAUCGGCGUUCCAGGCCCUUAAAAAGGCUAUUACCAUGGCCCCCGCUCUAGCCCUACCCGAUCUCAAGAAAACCUUCGAACUUUUUGUGGCUGAGGCUCGAGGUAUAGCAAAAGGAGUUCUAACCCAGACUUUGGGCCCAUGGAGACGGCCGGUUGCGUAUUUGUCAAAACGACUAGACCCAGUGGCGGCAGGGUGGCCCACUUGCAUGAGAGCAAUUGCCGCGACAGCGGUGCUGGUGAAAGAGGCCAAGAAACUGACACUGGGCCAGGACCUCCAAGUCAUUGGGGCGCACGCCGUGGAAACCCUCCUCCGCAGUCCACCGGAUCGAUGGAUCUCCAAGACUCAAUACCAGGUACUUUUAUUGGACCCCCCGCGGGUCACUUUUUCCAGGGCAGCGGUCCUUAAUCUGGCGACCCUACUACCAGACGAUCAACAUGAGAGUCCCACACAUGAUUGUGCUGAGAUCCUCGACACCCUGACCGGUACCAGACCAGACCUGACGGACGUCCUGCUAGGGCAGCCAGCCCUCAAUUUGUUUACAGACGGGAGCAGUUUCGUCAAGGACGGGAUUCGCUUUGCGGGAGCAGCGGUGGUCACCAGCUCUGAGGUAAUAUGGGCACAGGCUCUGGGACACGGCACGUCAGCACAAAAGGCAGAACUUGUCGCCCUGACACAGGCACUCCGGUGGGGGAAGGGAAAAGCUCUCAACAUUUAUACGGACAGCCGAUACGCUUCCACGGCUCAUGUCCAUGGAGCAUUGUAUAAAGAACGAGGGCUGCUAACCUCUGGAGGGAAGGACAUUAAGAAUGCAAACGAGAUUAUGUCUUUCUUAGUUUCCGCCCAUUCCGAGCAC